AUGUCUCGCACUCACGAUCCGACCUCACCUCCUCGCCCCUCACGUUCACUUGAAGGACGCGUCGCAAUCGUCACUGGAGCUGGCUCUCGCGCAGCAGGCAUAGGCAACGGACGCGCCGCGUCGAUCUUACUCGCAGAAGCCGGUGCACAUGUUGUCUGCGUCGACCUGAACCUCGACUGGGCGAACGUCACCGUCUCGAUGAUCGAAAAAGAGUUCGGGGCGAACAGGGCGAUAGCUGUCCAAGCAGACGUGACCCUCUCUGCAGACUGCAAGCGCGCAGUGGACACUGCGCUUUCUACGUUCGGCCGGCUCGAUAUUCUCGUGAACAACGUCGGGGUCAGCGGGCCUGAUGGGACUGCUGUUGAUGUCGACCCGGCGGAAUGGGUGAGGGGGAUGGAGAUCAAUGUUGGGAGCAUGAUGCUCAUGACGAAGUACGCUGUGCCUGCGAUGGAGAGGAACGUGCGGCACCCGAUCGCGGGUCAGGGCAGUAUCGUGAAUAUCUCGAGCGUGACGGGGUUGGUGGGUGGGAUGCCGAUGCUGCUGUACCCCACGAGCAAAGGCGCCAUCGUGAAUAUGACGCGCGCGAUGGCGGCGCACCAUGCGCCGAGCGGGAUUAGGGUGAACUGCGUUUGCCCUGGGAUGCUCUACACGCCGAUGCUCUUCUCCAACGGUAUGACCCCAGAAGUGAGAGAAGAACGUCGAGAAAGCAGCCUACUGAAGACAGAAGGCAACGGGUGGGAUUGUGGGUGUGCGGUUCGGUUUUUGGCGAGCGACGAAGCAAGGUGGAUGACGGGGGUCAUUCUGCCCGUCGACGCUGGUUUCACUGCAGCCCCAGCAGGCGGUCUGAUUGGUCAAGGUCUGUCGGGCUCUGUUCCGACUGCAGAGAAAGCAAAGCUGUGA
Cyclocybe aegerita is the source of this 900-nucleotide messenger RNA. Lineage: Eukaryota; Fungi; Basidiomycota; Agaricomycetes; Agaricales; Hemipholiotaceae. The record is from the annotation of a GenBank genome assembly.